This is a messenger RNA of Solanum verrucosum, 2283 nucleotides long. Its product is annotated as subtilisin-like protease SBT3. Gene Ontology annotation, molecular function: serine-type endopeptidase activity. Gene Ontology annotation, biological process: proteolysis. Bases 1 to 2283 code for a protein of 760 amino acids. Lineage: Eukaryota; Viridiplantae; Streptophyta; Magnoliopsida; Solanales; Solanaceae. The transcript has a single exon. The record is from RefSeq and is a predicted model, not a curated record.
AUGGUGUUACCUUAUUGUAUUCAUCUUCUCUUCAUUUCAUGGUUUCUUUCUGCUCAUAUGUUGGCUAUAGCACAAAGGUCCACUUACAUUGUCCAUAUGGACAAAACCUUAAUGCCAAAUGUCUUUGCUGAUCACCAUCAUUGGCAUUCUUCCACUAUUGAUUCCAUCAAAGCUUCUGUUCCUUCAUCAGUAGACAGAUUCCACUCUGCUCCAAAACUUGUUUACUCCUAUGACAAUGUGCUUCAUGGCUUCAGUGCUGUUUUGUCCCAAGAUGAACUAGCAGCUUUGAAGAAUUUACCAGGUUUCAUUUCAGCUUACAAAGAUAGAACUGUGGAACCUCAUACUACCCACACAUCUGAUUUCCUCAAACUCAAUCCAUCAUCUGGUCUAUGGCAAGCUUCUGGAUUAGGACAAGAUGUGAUUAUUGGAGUUUUUGACUCUGGCAUCUGGCCUGAAUCUGUAAGUUUCCAAGAUGAUGGUAUGCCUGAAAUCCCCAAAAGGUGGAAGGGAAUUUGCAAGCCAGGCACUCAGUUUAACACUUCAAUGUGCAACAAGAAACUCAUUGGGGCUAAUUACUUCAAUCAGGGUAUUUUGGCAAAUGAUCCCACAGUGAACAUUUCGAUGAAUUCUGCUAGGGAUACCGAUGGUCAUGGUACACAUGUAGCUUCAAUAGCUGCUGGGAAUUUUGCCAAAGGUGUUUCCCAUUUUGGAUAUGCACCAGGGACAGCUAGAGGGGUUGCACCACGAGCUAGGCUAGCUGUUUACAAGUUUAGUUUCAAAGAAGGUACCUUUACUUCAGAUUUAAUUGCAGCUAUGGACCAAGCUGUUGCGGAUGGUGUUGACAUGAUGUCCAUUUCAUUUGGGUCCCGUUUUGUUCCCAUGUAUGAAGAUGCUAUAUCAAUUGCUUCUUUUGGAGCUAUGAUGAAGGGAGUUCUUGUUUCAGCUUCAGCUGGAAAUCGAGGCCCGGAUACUGGAACUUUAAAGAACGGAUCUCCAUGGAUCUUGUGUGUGGCAUCAGGCCACACUGACCGGACAUUUGCAGGAACUUUGACACUGGGAAGUGGCUUAAAAAUUAGGGGGUGGAGCUUGUUUCCUGCAAGAGUCAUUGUUAUGCAUUCAACAGUGAUUUACAACAAAACUCUAUCUAAUUGCAAUUCCGAGGAACUGCUAUCACAAGUUCCUGAUCCCGAACGCACCAUCAUUAUAUGUGAUGAAAGCUGGGAAUUUUCUGAUCAAAUGCUCACUGUCAGUCGAGCAAGACUUAAAGCAGCCAUCUUUAUUUCUGAGGAUCCAGGAGUGUUCAGGUCUGCUUCAUUUCCCAACCCUGGAGUUGUGAUUAACAAAACUGAAGGGAAACAAGUGAUCAGUUAUGUACAAAAUAGCGUCGCUCCCACAGCCAGCAUCACAUUCCAAGAGACCUAUCUAGAUGCAAAGCCAGCACCAGUUGUUGCUGCAUCCUCCGCACGAGGACCCUCCAGAAGCUAUUUGGGAAUUGCAAAGCCAGAUAUUUUGGCACCAGGGGUGCUGAUUCUUGCAGCAUAUCCACCAAAUGUAUUUGCUACAAGUAUUGGGACGAACAUAGAAUUAUCCUCUGAUUACAUUCUUGAAUCAGGCACAUCGAUGGCUGCACCACAUGCUGCUGGAAUCGCAGCAAUGCUAAAAGCCGUGCAUCCUGAGUGGAGUCCUUCAGCUAUUCGCUCUGCCAUGAUGACCACGGCAGAUCCUUUGGAUAGCACUGGAAAACCAAUCAUAGACUCUGACAUUAACAGGGAAGCCACACCCCUAGCCAUGGGAUCAGGGCAUGUCAAUCCCAACAGAGCCCUUGACCCCGGCCUAGUAUAUGAUGCUACUCCACAAGAUUACGUAAAUCUCUUAUGCUCUAUGAAUUUCACAGAAGAGCAAUUCAAGACAAUUGCAAGAUCAUCAGCCAAUCACAACUGCUCAGAUCCAUCAGCUGAUCUCAAUUACCCAUCAUUCAUUGCAUUGUACAGCAAUGAGGGAAACUACACCUGGUUGGAGCAGAAAUUCAGGAGGACAGUCACAAAUGUUGGUCAAGGUGCAGCUACUUAUAAAGCUAAGAUAAAAGCUCCCAAGAACUCAAAAGUUUCAGUGUCACCGCAAACUUUGGUGUAUAAGAAUAAAAAUGAGAAGCAAAGUUAUACUUUAACAAUUCGUUAUAUAGGUCCCAAUUGGAACUAUGGGUCGAUAACUUGGGUUGAAGAGAACGGAAAUCAUACUGUUAGGAGCCCUAUAGUGAUAUCUCCCAUAAUUGAUCUCUGGUAA